AUGCUCGGCGAGCACGGCAUACUCCUUUCUACAGGAGGAACUGGCAACAAGAAUGCAAUCCCAUUUCACAAAGAACUUAUAUAUCUGGAAGUAAAUUGGGUAAAAGGUACCAAAGCUACCAAGGCGACAAAAUUCGGCUACAAAACCUGGACCGGCGAGCCCCAAUCAUUUUCUGCGUCUCAUGAUGGGCUGUUUGCGAUGUUCCUCCAAUCUGAAGACUCUGGAGCAUGCUUCUCCCACGACUCAUUGUUCAUCGUGUCACUUGUCAACCCUGAACAUUCACAAAUUGUUCAUCUCUUUCAAGCUCAAAAGGAAGGGGAUUGCAGUCCCUGGAACCCACGGAUACUCUCAACAUUAUGGAGCUCACAAAGUUCCUCAACUCUCUACGCUAUCGUGGAUGAAAAAGGCGCCAUGUCCGUUUGGAAGAUCACCUUGUCUCAGAAUCACGGAUCCAUGGAUUGGAAGGGGCUGUGUCUGCCCGUCGUGAGCAAUGGCUGCACAUCAUCCAUCUUCCCACUGACGGGACCAGAAGGCGAGGAACGAAUCUUGGUAGCUCGCUCAACAUUCAAGAGGACGGGUAUUCUUGAGGUCGCCACAUUGGGGCCAGACGGUCAAAUCCAUGUUCAAUCAAUCACUGAGCACAGUGUCCCAUCAUCUUCAGCGACCCACGAGGAAAUCAUCUUUCAGGGCGCCGUGACCACCGUAUCAGCUUUCGUGCACAAACCUGGAAACUUUGACCCCAAGAAAAAGUACCCGCUCAUCGUCAUACUUCAUGGGGGUCCCAAUGAUGCUUGGAGAGACUGCUGGCCAAAAGUAUGGAACCCGUUACUCUGGACCGACCAAGGAUACAUGGUCAUCACGCCAAACAUUAGCGGAUCAACGGGAUACGGAUUACCAUUUGCGUGUUCCAUCUACCAGAACUGGGGCAAUGCAACGCUGAAAGAUGUCGAGUGUCUCUUCUCUUACAUGGAAACAUGCAUGCCGUUUGUCGACUUGUCUCGCGUCGUUGGAGCUGGCUACAGCUUUGGUGGAUACAUGAUGAACUGGAUUGCAGGACACGCGGUAUCCGCUCGCUUCUGCGCACUGAUUGUGCACGCAGGCGUGUACUCUAUCCGGAACCUAAUGGGCGGAGACCUGCCCAUCAUCUUCAAGGCAGAUUUCGGGUGCUUCCCCUGGGAAGACGCCGAACAGUGGGAGAAGUGGGAUCCAUCUCGGUUGUGCCAGCAUUGGAAAACGCCAAUGAUGUUCUCGCAUGGAGAUGUCGACUAUCGCGUCCCAAUCACUGAAAGCCUUGCAGCGUACAAUACGUGCCAUAUUAGAGGCGUGCCUUGUCAGUUUUUGGUAUUUCCGAACGAGGGCCACACGAUAUCACGGCCGGAAAAUCUCGCUCAGUUUCAGAAGGCCAUGGUGGAUUGGGCGAAACAAUGGAUGGAAGGAGGAAGAAAAAUUGAAUGA
Exserohilum turcica Et28A is the source of this 1455-nucleotide messenger RNA. RefSeq lists its product as uncharacterized. The record is from RefSeq and is a predicted model, not a curated record. Gene Ontology annotation, molecular function: serine-type endopeptidase activity. NCBI's taxonomy places the organism in Eukaryota, Fungi, Ascomycota, Dothideomycetes, Pleosporales, Pleosporaceae. The transcript has a single exon. Bases 1 to 1455 code for a protein of 484 amino acids. Gene Ontology annotation, biological process: proteolysis.